GCUUUCCAACCCCUUCUCUUUCUCUCCUUCCACUUUUGUCUCAGUCUCUCUCUCUCUCUCUCUCUCUCUCUCUCUCUCUCUCUUUGUCGUCAGUAUCACCGCCGGCAAGAAACUCGAGUUCGAAUUGUUUGGACGGCGACCACCAGUUAGUAGAGAAGAAACAGAGCUAAGCAAUACAAGUCGAAAGAGAAGGUUGAUGAUGGUGAAAUGGACUCGUUCUUGGUUAUCUAAUCGACGCUACUCACUCCUCAACUCUUUCUCGGAAUAGGAACUGUGUAUUUGGUUAGGUUCUUGUUAUAUGGGGAAGGUGGCGGUUGCGUUCGCCUCGGCUGCGGUUGUGGCGGCUUGUUCAGUGGCGGCGGUGAUGGUGAGGAGGAGAGUGAAGAGCAGGAGGAAAUGGAGGACUGUGGUUGAGAUUUUGAAGGAGUUUGAGGAAGGCUGUGAUGCUCCCGUGGGGAGGUUGAGGCAGGUGGUGGACGCUAUGGCGGUGGAGAUGCACGCUGGCCUGGCUUCUGAAGGUGGCUCCAAGCUUAAAAUGCUUCUCACUUAUGUUCAUGAUUUGCCUAAUGGGACGGAGAAAGGAACUUAUUACGCACUACACCUUGGAGGCACUUACUUCAGGAUCUUAAGGGUUCAUCUGGGUGGUGAGAGGUCAUACCUAGAUGUUCAAGAUGUUGAACGACACCCUAUACCUUCCCAUUUGAUGAACAGCACCAGCGAGGUUCUUUUCGACUUUCUCGCCUCUUCAUUGGAAAGGUUUAUCCAAAAAGAAGGGAACGAAUCUAAUUCGCAAGGUGUUAUAAAGGAACUCGCAUUUACGUUUUCGUUCCCUGUCAAGCACACUUGUAUAUCUUCCGGAGUUCUAAUCAAAUGGACCAAAGGUUUUGAGAUUAGUGAAAUGGUUGGGAAAGACAUAGCUGAAUGUCUACAAGGAGCUCUAAACAGAAGAGGCCUUGAUAUCCACGUUGCAGCUCUUGUAAAUGAUACUGUUGGAGCACUGUCACUUGGAUACUAUCAUGAUCCAGACACGGUUGUUGCGGUUGUAUUCGGAACAGGUAGUAACGCGUGUUACUUGGAGCGAACCGACGCCAUAAUCAAGUGUCAGGGUCUGCUUACAACUUCUGGAAGCAUGGUGGUCAAUAUGGAGUGGGGAAAUUUUUGGUCCUCACAUCUGCCUAGAACUGCAUAUGACAUUGACUUGGAUGCAGAGAGUUCUAAUCCAAACGAUAUGGGAUUUGAGAAGAUGAUAGCAGGACUGUAUCUAGGUGACAUUGUUCGUAGAGUGAUUCUUCGCAUGUCACAAGAAUCUGAUAUCUUUGGACCUUCCUCGUCUGUGUUUUCUCAGCCUUAUGUUCUGAGAACAAACUCAGUCUCAGCUAUGCAUGAAGACGACACACCUGAGUUACAAGAAGUAGCAAGAAUCUUGAGAGACUUAGGGGUAUCAGAUGUACCAUUGAAGGUGAGAAAGCUGAUGGUGAAAAUAUGCGACGUGGUGACACGAAGAGCAGCGAGGCUAGCAGCAGCGGGAAUAGCGGGGAUCUUGAAGAAGAUAGGUCGAGAUGGUGGAGGAGGAAUCACGAGCGGGAGGAGCAGAGGCGAAAUGCAGAUGCAGAGAAGAACAGUUGUUGGAGUAGAAGGAGGUUUGUACAUGAACUACACCAUGUUUAGAGAAUACAUGGAGGAAGCUUUGGUUGAGAUUCUAGGAGAAGAAGUGAGUCAAUACGUCGUCGUUAAAGCCAUGGAAGAUGGUUCUAGCAUUGGCUCUGCUCUUCUCGUUGCCUCCUCUUUACAGUCAUGAUUUAAUCAUCAUCAUAAUGUUUAUAUAAUUGGUCUAUGUCAGUGUGUGUACAUAUAUUUAUUCAAUAUUUGUUUAUUAUUGUUAUAUAGACGCAUAUGAAUAGCUUCUGUGUAAAUGUUUAGGAAGAACCAACUCAUCCACAUUAAAAGUAAUGUGAUCUU
This is a messenger RNA of Brassica oleracea var. oleracea, 1959 nucleotides long. Its product is annotated as hexokinase-3-like. The transcript is spliced from 9 exons. The record is from RefSeq and is a predicted model, not a curated record. Gene Ontology annotation, biological process: glucose 6-phosphate metabolic process; glycolytic process; intracellular glucose homeostasis. Gene Ontology annotation, molecular function: mannokinase activity; D-glucose binding; fructokinase activity. The coding region runs from base 299 to 1798 and encodes 499 amino acids. Gene Ontology annotation, cellular component: cytosol; mitochondrion. Lineage: Eukaryota; Viridiplantae; Streptophyta; Magnoliopsida; Brassicales; Brassicaceae.